Nicotiana tabacum (common tobacco) is the source of this 3828-nucleotide messenger RNA. The record is from RefSeq and is a predicted model, not a curated record. NCBI's taxonomy places the organism in Eukaryota, Viridiplantae, Streptophyta, Magnoliopsida, Solanales, Solanaceae.
CCAUCCUCAUUCAAAUAAAGCCCACUCUCCUCCAAAUAUUUCUCACAAAAUACAAUAAUUUAUUAAUUUGAAAAAUCAAGCUCUGAAAAUUCAAACGCCUCCAUUGAUUCUCAGUGAGAAUUUCUCACCUCUCGGCAGUUCUUCUAUUGAAUCAUUGAAGCUGAAUUUUAGCUACAUAUAUACUUGAAGAACAGCUGUACCGUUCAGAGAUAAUCGUAUUACUGAUUUUUUUGUUAAGCAGAGUGAGGCGGUUCAAUGGCGGCUUCUUCGUCUAGAGGGAGAAGUAGCUCGCCGUUUCACUACCGUAAGUCAUCGAGUCCGUACUCGUCUACUUCGUCCUCAUCAUCUUUCAUGAACAGUAGGCUCAUGCCGAAAUCAUGUUCGUCCACGGCGACGUCGUUUUUCGGCUCUGGAACUGGCUUCAGCUCCAAAUCCAUGACUCCGAGCCGGGACCGGACUGAUUCGGCGUAUUCUCGCGGUUACGGAAAUCGUACGCCGGUCAAUUUUCAGUCAACGGAGGAGUUGCUUGCUGAGCCAGUGGAUAUGUCCAGAGCGGGAGAGAGUAUUUCGGUCACAGUUAGGUUUCGGCCAAUGAGCGAACGAGAAUAUAACAAAGGCGAUGAAAUUGCGUGGUAUGCUGAUGGUGAUAAAAUUGUACGGAACGAGUAUAAUGCUGCAACAGCUUUUGCAUUUGAUAGAGUUUUUGGACCUGAUACAUGUACACAGGAGGUUUAUGAAAUUGCUGCUCGACCUGUGGUAAAGGCUGCAAUGGAGGGCGUAAACGGCACAGUAUUUGCUUAUGGUGUUACAAGUAGUGGAAAGACACACACUAUGCAUGGUGAUCAAAGUUCUCCAGGUAUAAUUCCGCUCGCAAUAAAGGAUGUUUUUAGCAUUAUUCAAGAUACUCCUGGACGUGAAUUCUUACUUCGUGUAUCAUAUCUUGAAAUCUAUAAUGAGGUUAUCAAUGACUUGCUGGAUCCAACAGGACAGAAUUUGCGUAUUAGGGAAGACACCCAGGGUACUUAUGUUGAAGGUAUAAAGGAGGAAGUUGUUUUGUCACCUGGGCAUGCUCUUUCUUUUAUUGCUGCUGGGGAAGAGCACCGCCACGUUGGUUCAAAUAAUUUUAAUCUGUUGAGUAGCCGCAGUCACACAAUAUUCACCUUGAUGAUUGAAAGUAGUGCCCAUGGUGAUGAAUAUGAUGGUGUGAUCUUCUCACAGCUUAGCUUGAUUGAUCUAGCUGGAUCUGAGAGCUCUAAAACUGAAACUACAGGAUUACGACGAAAAGAAGGCUCAUACAUAAACAAAAGUCUCCUGACUCUUGGAACUGUCAUUGGAAAAUUAAGUGAAGGGAGUGCAUCUCAUGUUCCGUAUCGAGAUUCUAAACUUACUCGCCUACUACAAUCUUCACUUAGUGGGCAUGGACAUGUUUCUCUCGUAUGCACUGUUACUCCUGCUUCAAGCAAUAUGGAAGAAACCCAUAAUACGUUAAAGUUUGCAAGCAGGGCAAAGCGUGUUGAGAUUUAUGCAUCACGCAACAAGAUUAUUGAUGAGAAGUCACUGAUUAAGAAAUAUCAGAAAGAAAUAUCUUGUCUCAAGCAAGAGCUUGAUCAGCUAAGAAGGGGGAUGCUUGUAGGAGUCAAUCAUGAAGAACUUAUUACCCUGAAACAGCAGUUGGAAGAGGGACAAGUGAAGAUGCAGUCAAGGUUGGAGGAGGAAGAGGAUGCCAAGGCUGCUCUACUGAGCCGGAUACAGAAGCUAACUAAACUGAUCCUUGUUUCUUCAAAGAAUUCAAUUCCUGGGUGUUUGGGGGAUGUUGCUGUACAUCAGAGGAGUCAGUCUGCUUCUGAAGAUGAUAAGUUGGAUUGUUCUGUGCUCGUUGAUAGCGAGAAUCAGAGAGAUCCUUCAUCAGAGACUUCUGAUGUUGAACACAGAAGAUCUUCAAGCAAGUGGAAUGAUAAUAUCUCCCAGGCUGGAAGUACGAUUACUGAAUCAACUCAGAAAGGAGUUCCAAUGUCAGAUCAGAUGGACCUCCUUGUUGAGCAAGUUAAGAUGCUUGCUGGAGAGAUUGCAUUUAGUACGAGUACAUUGAAAAGAAUGAUGGAGCAGUCUGCGAAUGAUCCUGAGAAUUCAAAAACUCGUACUGAAAUUCAAAGUUUGGAGUGUGACAUUCAAGAAAAGAGAGAGCAGAUGAGGAUCUUAGAACAGCGCAUUGUUGACAUUGGUGAAGCAUCAGUCACCAGUGCAUCUUUAGUUGAAAUGCAGCAGACUUUGCUGAAGCUGAUGACACAAUGUAGUGAACAGGGCUUUGAGCUUGAGAUAAAAUCAGCAGACAAUCGGAUUCUCCAGGAAGAGCUGCAGAACAAGUGUUUAGAGAACAAGGAACUGCAGGAAACUAUUUGUAAUCUUGAGCAGCAGCUAGCCGCACUGAAGGUGGAAAAGUCAUACCCCUCAUCAGAACAACAGGGUGUAUCAGACGAGUAUAUUGAUGACCUUAAGAAGAAAAUUCAGUUGCAGGAUAUUGAUAAUGAUAAGUUGAAGUUGGAACUUGUUCAGAGUGUAGAGGAGAACAGUGGAUUGCGAGUACAGAACCAGAAAUUGUCUGAAGAAGCCUCAUAUGCAAAAGAAUUGGCAUCUGCUGCUGCAGUAGAACUGAAAAAUUUGGCUGGUGAGGUGACAAAGCUAUCGAUACAGAAUACAAAACUCGAGAAAGAGUUGUUGGCUGCUCGCCAAAUAUUGAAUUCUAGGAAUUCCAUAGCACAAACUGGUAGUGCUCGUUGCGGAAAGCAUGGUGAAAACCUAUGGCAAGGACGUAGAGGUCGGGUUUCUGGACGAGAAAUUGAAAUUGCUGGAGUUGUUCGUGAUGGGUUUGGCCCAUGGAAUCUGGAUCAUGAAGAUUUAAAAAUGGAGUUGCAGGCAAGAAAACAAUGUGAGGCAGCUCUGGAGGCUGCUUUGGUUGAGAAGGAAAUACUGGAAGAUGAGUACAAGAAAAAGGUUGAAGAGGGAAAAAAAAGGGAGGCAGCUCUGGAAAAUGAUUUAGCAAAUAUGUGGGUGCUUGUUGCUCAGCUUAGGAAAGAGAAUGGUGCCAUGCAAGAUUUAAAGACAGUAGCAGAAAAGCAGAAUGUUCGAGGAGACAAUAGGAAUGAUCCAAAAGUGAAUGAUAGUGAGUACAGUGACCCCAUCCUCGAUGAUGGCCGGACCAUGGAUCAUGCAACUGCAGUUGCAGAGAUUCUCAAGGAAGACAUUCUUGUUGCCCGCUUGAAGGCUCGAAUGCAAGAGAUGAAGGAAAAGGAACACAGAUAUUUGGGAAAUGUUGAUGCAAAUUCACAUGUAUGUAAAGUCUGUUUCGAAUCACCAAGUUCUGCGAUGCUCCUUCCUUGCCGACAUUUUUGCUUGUGUAAAUCUUGUUCCCUUGCCUGUGCCGAGUGUCCAAUCUGUCGGACUAAAAUUACAGAUAGAAUUUUUGCUUAUACUUGAGAUGGCAUCUGAAGUGCUCGAAAGGUGGUGAAAGGAGGGUUCUCUUCAAUCUUGUGAAGCUCCUUUUCUCAUGACAUUCUUUACAAGGUUCAACUGUAUGUAAUGUCAAAGUGGUACCUCUUUUUUUUUUUUUUGUCCACCAAGUAACUGUAAAUUAAGAAAAAUAGGUGCUACAAAAGGAAACAGACGAAAAUUAGUAAAUUUGAAUUCAGUGAGUUGCUGCUGGCAUAGUUUGAUCUCCUUGAGCGCAAGGCAUUGUAUAGGACACAAGCUACAGUCACAAUUUUGAGAUGUCUGUAAAUGUUUGAGCUUGUACAUCAAUCGAUGACUAUAAUCUGGUUCUCUUUGUGCCUA